AUGUCUGCAGAGCAGUCGUCGCCGCCCCGGCAGUCACGAGGCAGGAAUCCAAAGUCCUACCGCGUCGAGGAGGAUUACUCGUUUCUCGACGAAGAGGAUGACGAGGCGCGUUCUGGGACUCAGACACCGGGGUUUGAUGACGAUGAUGAGGACGAGGACGACUUUAUGCCUGAUGGCCAGGACGAGGACGCCGAGGAUGAUUCUGAAGAUGAAGUAGAUGACGAUGAAGAGGAAGACGAUUCAGAAGACGAAGAAGAGUAUUCGGAUGAGGAGCUUGCGAUGCCAAUGCGCGGUGCUCGCGGGUCAAAAGCCAUGCUGCUCCAGCCAAGCACGCCCAUCCUUCCACGCCACAGGCCGUCCACGGAGCACAUACCGUCGCCCAUCACCUUUGCCAAAGGCAGCGGCGUCAAAGUGCGCAAUGUGGAUGCCGAGCACAAGCUGCGAACACGAGGGAUACCCGACUUCGACAAGAUUGGUGGCCAUGAGCCACGGUUGAAAAACCUGUUCGGGCCGGAUGGUCACCAUGUCAAGCCUGUACUGUCGUCGCGCGACUACUGGUUCCCACAGGAGACAUUCCCGAUCCGGAAAUCCGAUCAGGUAAAGCCGAAUGAGCCUGAUUUCAGCAGCUUGAGAAGAAGCUUCUUUGAGAGUGAAGGCGCAAGGGAGAAGGAGAAUCACGCUUUGAAAGAGUGGUACACGCAUACCGGGAAAGCGGCAUUUACGGCGGCCCAGGUUACUAGGCGGUUGACUGAAGAUGAAGCUGCACAGUACAUGUUGAAUGCGGGCUCAGACACGUUGAACGUACUCACUGGGCCUGUGGACACACCCCAACUUAGCACACUUGCAAAACGCACAUAUAUGCAUAUUGGACAGUCUUUCUCUGAUACAGCAAACAGACGAGGCUGGAUAUUCAAUCUCGGCUCAAGAGUACAAGAUGCCCAGUGGGUGACCAAGGAGGACAGCCGUGUACAGUACCUCGCUGUCGCCGUGGAACAAAAACCCAUGGGCGAAGAUCAGCCAAAGCCAAUGGAGCUACCAAAGGCACCUGCUUUCAAUGCCACCGAGCCGUAUGCGGCGUCCAUUCAAAUUUGGGCAUUUGAAGCCACUGAAGAAGGGGAUAUGGAUACGUCGAAAGAGCCCAGACUUGAGAUUGUGGUUUGCGCAAACUGGGGUGCGCCAAAGCAGCUCCGAUGGUGUCCAGUUGCUGCGGCAGAUGUGGAGGAUGACUCCGAUGCUGAAAGAGAAACGCAUAUUGGCAUGCUUGCUGUGAUCUCGUCCGAUGGAAAAGUACGCAUACUGGAUCUGUGUACACCGACGCGUCAAGCCGAAAGCAAAGAAACCACAUAUUUAUAUUUUUCUCGUGCAGCAUUCGAGGCAUCCAUCCCGCAGACAGUUCCAUCCUGUCUGCACUGGCUAUCAGGAACCACGCUUGCAGUUGCGACAGCAGCAGGCACUAUGGGCAUGUGGUCGCUGAACCGUCCAGGAACUCUAUCGACGUCUCCUACCGACGACCACAACCCGCGACCCUGGUUCUACCAGCAACUAGCCGACACCUUUAUCCUCACCAUCUGCUCCGGGUGGCCUUCAAACCCGCAGUUCCUCUCCAUCAGCACCGCCGACGGUUUCGCCCGCCUGUUCGACCUCCGCAGCCCAAACGCAGACAUGUCGGCCUCGAUCCGUGGGCGCACCUUGUGUCUCACGCAAGCAUGGCACGAACACACGCAAUCGUUUGUCAUGCCAGACGAACACUACAUCCUGCGACACACGCCCAUCCGCCGGUACUACCACAACCUCUACAGCAUGCGCCUGGAAAACAGCAUCACGCGCGUGGCUACGAGCCCCGUCCACCCGGGCGUCCUGAUCGGAGGCAUAGACGGCGACAUCCAGACCAGCAACCCCAUCAUGCGCAUCGCAAACUACAAAGUGGUGCCGUGGCAGCAGAAAUGGUUCAUGCACGAGUGGCGCGGCCCAAUGCACCGGAUGCUCGUAAAACCCACUGCCAUCGAGCCCACCGACGUCGAAACCUCUCAAUCCCAAGAAAAAGCACCAGAUCCGACUGCUGCAUCAACACCACCCCAAGACGAAAGCAACAGCAAUAUCACCCCCGAACAACCCGUACAAGCAGCAACCGUGCCCCCGGAGAUCCUGUCGCAGCCCCUCGUCCGCAUCUCAGAGGGCUACAAGGCCGUGCAGCAGGGCAUCGCGCACAGCGCCGUGUCCAAGCGAAACGGCAACCCGGAGAUUGGGCGCUCCAUUAGCAUUUUCGAGGAGAACUCUGCUGUUACGGCGCUGGCGUGGAAUCCUAAUCUGAGAUAUGGCGCCUGGGCGGUGGCGGGCUUGGGGUCGGGGUUGCUGCGCGUGGAGGAUGUGGGGAUUAUGGGGAAGUAG
This is a messenger RNA of Exserohilum turcica Et28A, 2388 nucleotides long. RefSeq lists its product as uncharacterized. Bases 1 to 2388 code for a protein of 795 amino acids. Gene Ontology annotation, biological process: transcription by RNA polymerase III. The transcript is spliced from 2 exons. Gene Ontology annotation, molecular function: protein binding. The record is from RefSeq and is a predicted model, not a curated record. NCBI's taxonomy places the organism in Eukaryota, Fungi, Ascomycota, Dothideomycetes, Pleosporales, Pleosporaceae. Gene Ontology annotation, cellular component: transcription factor TFIIIC complex.